GGAGGCUCUCUACACCUCAGCCUCAAACUUUCUAAUGAAACCCCGCGAAAACUUUUGACAAAAAGCUCAUUUUUUUAUUUAUUUUUUUUCUCCCCGUUUGACACUUUUUUGGGACAAUUUUCUACUGGAAAAACUUCAGGUCCUAUCUGAGAAGAUGGAGCCCAGUUCCACAGAAGGAGGAGCUGAGGAGAUCCCACUCCCAAAAAGUCCACCUGCCAAGGUGAUCCUCAAACACGGCCAGGAGCUGGAGGAGGAGCAGGAGGAGCUGGCCGAGCACCAGCCACUGGAGCAGGAGGACCUCAACUUUGAACGGUGGAAGCGCCGGCCCUUGCCCAGGAGGACGUUGCACCAGAAGAUCAGCGACUUGAAGACCUACCUGUGGAAUGCCGAGACCAAGGAGUUCAUGGGCCGAUCGGGAAAGAGUUGGAGCCUCAUCCUUCUCUUCUACGCUGCGCUUUAUACUUUCCUGGCAGCCAUGUUUGGUGGCUGUAUAUUUUGCCUCAUGUGGUCUAUUAGUCCCUACCAUCCCACCUACAAUGACAGAGUGAUGCCACCAGGUAUGACCAUGGCGCCACACUUGGAAGGCCACGACAUCGCCUUCAACACCUCCGACCGCAAAUCGUGGAAGCGCUACGCCCGCUCCAUGGACGAACACCUACGACCCUACAACGAUGGCGCGCAGGAGAGGAAGAACAUCCGCUGUACGCAGGACAGGUACUUCAUGCAGGAGAACUUGGAGGAGGACGCCGAGAGGAAAGCGUGCCAGUUCAAGAGGUCCUGGCUUGGGGAGUGCUCGGGCCUGCAAGACCCCCACUACGGCUAUUCGCAGGGGAGGCCGUGCAUCCUCCUCCGAAUGAACAGGAUUCUUGGAUACCUCCCUGGCCAAGGGAAACCAGUAAAUGUGACUUGUGGAGUAAAGAAAGGACCAGCAGAUGCCUUGGGAGAAAUACAAUUUUUCCCCAAGAGUAUUUUUGACUUGAAGUACUACCCUUACUACGGGAAACUCCGACACGUGAACUACUCGUCUCCGAUGGUGGCCGUGCGCUUCUCGGGCGUGCAGUACGGCACUCACAUCCAAGUGCAGUGCAAGCUGAACGGAAAGGGCAUCAUCAACGACUCGCCCACCGACCGGUACCUUGGAAGCGUCACCUUCUUCUUGGCCAUCGGCGCGUAGGACCUGCAGGAUGCUCAUUAUUCUAAAAACACCCCAUUUACACCCCAUUUGUGUUCUGUAAGACACCUGCACACACACCACAGGCACCAUGACAUUCAUUUCCUCACAAGAUAAUUAGUCACAUUAAUCCAACUAAACCUCUCCCAGUUGUGUUUUUCCUUGGCUAUGCAAAUCUAAUUAAGAAUUAAACCAGUAAUGCUCUUUAGAAACAUAGGAUAUGUUGAUUUUUGUUAGAAUGUUUUUGCGAAACGGUACUAAUUAUUUGUGCAUGUAUUUUUUUAAACAUAUCUUCGAAGGAAUAUUGUGCAAUGAAACAAGGUCUUGCACUGUA
Phycodurus eques (leafy seadragon) is the source of this 1505-nucleotide messenger RNA. RefSeq names its product ATPase Na+/K+ transporting subunit beta 4 (gene atp1b4). The transcript has 9 exons. Bases 155 to 1174 code for a protein of 339 amino acids. The record is from RefSeq and is a predicted model, not a curated record. Gene Ontology annotation, biological process: regulation of DNA-templated transcription; potassium ion transport; sodium ion transport. NCBI's taxonomy places the organism in Eukaryota, Metazoa, Chordata, Actinopteri, Syngnathiformes, Syngnathidae. Gene Ontology annotation, cellular component: nuclear inner membrane; sodium:potassium-exchanging ATPase complex.